AUGACGACCAAGAUGACAAGUCCAAGCGGCUCACCUACAACUACUACAAGUGGUAUGACAGUAGAGGAGCUGAAAGCCUCUUUGGAACAAUCCAACAUUCGCGGAGGUCUCGUAUUGGACAUUGAUGAAACUUUGGCGGCCACCAAUGUGGCUUGGUUCGAACGCUGUUUGCAUCUCUUUGGAUGCAGUAAAGAAGACACGAAUCUGAACGUGCCACAACUCAUUGACAAGUAUCAUUUGGCACAACACAAUCCACAUUGGAACGGCAAUCCCGAUGCCACCCAAUGGAUGCAUGAACAACGAGAAGCCCCGGAAGCACAAGAUAAUUUGCCACUCAUUCCAGGAGCCGUACAAGGCGUCCAACAACUCUUGGCAAGCAAUAAUGUCAACAUUGUCGGAUAUCUGACGGUCCGUCCUCAAAAGGUCAAUGCCAAUACUCGUCAAUGGUUGCAAGAAUCGGGAUUUCCAGCAGACUUGCCCAUUGUGGCCAAACCCGAUCCCGUGCCGUUUGAACAAGGCAAUCAGUGGAAGGCACAAGCACUCCAUCAACUGUGGCCUCAAGUACACGCAAUUGUCGAUGACAAUCCCAAGGUUCCCACAUUUUGUGGAACGGAUUAUCCCGGAACCAUUUACCUUUUUGGACGAGAUCAAGUAGAACCUGCCUAUCAAUGGGCCAUUCCCUGCAAGACGUGGGAGGAUGUCGUCACGACCGUGCGAGCCAAAUGA
Messenger RNA from Seminavis robusta, 726 nucleotides. Lineage: Eukaryota; Bacillariophyta; Bacillariophyceae; Naviculales; Naviculaceae. The record is from the annotation of a GenBank genome assembly.